UUCAGAGACGGUGGCAUCAAUUUCCCCAUCGACCAGCUGCUUUAAAACGGCAUCGGAAGAGGCAUUAAGAGGACUCCAGAAACCGGGGAUCGGCACGCCGCGUCUUUCCUUCUUUUUUCAUCUUUAUCUACAGCUCACAUGCACCCGGAUCCCCUGCAGCUUUGGUAGCUUCCUCUGUAAGGAAACGCGGUCGGAGAGCACACGAAACCCCCUCACAGCAAAAUGACCGAAACGGAAACCAGGAGUCAUCGCGCCGGCAAGCAACAGAAUGGCGAUGCCAUGCCAGAAACAUCGACGGUGGAGGAUGUUUUUGACGACACUUAUAAAGAGAAAGAAGGUCCCAAACCGCCGAGGAUGCUGGUGUGGAGAAAUAUCAUACUGAUGACCCUCCUACAUACCGGCGCGCUUUAUGGACUGAUUGUCAUUCCCUGCGCAUCGGCUUUAACUCUUGCAUGGACUGCAGUGUGCUACCUCAUCAGUGCCCUCGGUGUGACUGCUGGUGCACACAGAUUAUGGAGCCACAGAUCCUACAAGGCUUCUUUUCCCCUGCGAGUCUUCCUUGCUCUCGCCAACUCAAUGGCCUUUCAGAACGACGUAUAUGAGUGGGCGAGGGACCACCGUGUCCACCACAAGUACUCAGAGACAGACGCAGACCCCCACAAUGCCACACGGGGGUUCUUCUUCGCUCACAUCGGUUGGCUGCUGGUUCGCAAACACCCUGACGUCAUCGAAAAGGGAAAGAAACUGGAGCUGGCGGACCUGCGGGCAGAUAAAGUGGUUAUGUUUCAGAGACGGCACUACAAGCUCUCUGUCUUGAUCCUUUGCUUCCUCGUGCCCACCUUGGUGCCCUGGUACUUCUGGGGUGAAUCCUUGGCUGUAGCAUACUUCGUCCCCGGGCUCCUGAGAUACGCUGUGGUGCUCAACGCCACCUGGCUGGUCAACAGCGCUGCACAUAUAUGGGGCAACAGGCCUUAUGACAAGACCAUUAACCCGAGGGAAAACCCAAUGGUUGCUUUCAGUGCCAUAGGGGAAGGUUUCCACAACUACCAUCACACAUUCCCCUUUGACUACGCCACCAGUGAGUUUGGCUGGAAGUUCAAUAUCACCACUGCCUUUAUAGAUCUCAUGUGCUUCCUGGGUUUAGCCAAGGACUGCAAGAAGGUGUCGAAGGAGUUGAUCAUGGCUCGCAUUCAGCGAACGGGUGACGGCAGCGACAAAAGUGGCUGAGUCACACUAGCUACAAAACUCUGCAAGGGAUACCGACGUGUCGAACCAAGACCGAACGUAGCAACAGGUAUAGCAGCAUUUCAGUGGUGGGGUGGUGAUUACCAAGCUUCUGAUUAUAAGUUAAACCUCUUCCUGAGAUUAAUACUGGCUUUACAGAGUUAUAGACCUUUCCAUAAAUCGUGUGGGUCUCUUAUAAGUUUUGAAGUGUCCUCACUGACUAUUAGCCACAGCCAGCGACUUGGCUACAUGUGCAAGCACAGCUUUUUCACCAUAAUACCAAACGGGCACAAAGACAAUGAAAAGGCAAAUUGGGAUUUAAGUCUCUUUUUGGCAGCAGUAGGACAGCCAAACAGGUCUGUGUGAGUGGUGUGUAAAAGCAGUAAUUACAGAAUAAUUUACUGUAUCUCUUAUUUAUUAAUGUGCUAUUUAUUAAUAGUCUUUGGCACUUUAAAAGCUUUAUUGAAACCCGUAACAGUGAGGUUUUCCUACUAGCAAGACUGAGGGCCUUUCGCUCUAACUUCUGUCAGUAGUGCUUUGUUUCAUUCCACAGGGAGUGGAGUUUAAUCUUGGUAUUUGUUUGUCUGUUUUAAGCUAAGGUUUUCUUUAUUUUUGGUAAGCUAGUAGUCUUACUAAACCAGAUGCUGCUGUGUUCAAGGCCCAUGUAGAAGCCUCUGGACUGGAACACAGAACCCAGAUGUCUCACUCUUAAUAUGAAGAGAGAAUUAUUUGCAUUUAUUUUGUAUUCAUUUGAAAUAAACUCUCCCUCUCCCUCAGAUAAGGCCAACAAGGCAUGUGUAGGAGGUGCAUUUACCUUUUGUGCUGUGUGAUAUUAUUGAAACAAACGCCAGGACUCUUGCCCAAAUGCCUUAUGGGGGUUGCACACCUGUUUAAAAAAAAAAAAUAAAAAAAAAUAAUAAAAAGUGCAAGUCAUGGAAAUAAAUUAGGGCUUAAAUUUUCUGUCUAAUCACAGUUGUGUGGUGUCUGUUUUUUAAGGUAAACUUGAAAAACUAUAUUCCCUUAUUUAUAAUGACAGAGGGACCAUUCAACAAAUCCUGGAAAAAAAGAAAAAAAGAUUUAAUAUAAUUUAACUUUUGUGUAACCAAACAAAUACUUUUGCUCUGAAAGACAAGAUCCAGACUUGUAAUAAUAUCAUUAAUGAUGCUGUUGUAAUAUCUGUCACACUUCCUCUUUUACAGAGCAACAAUUUUUUACAGUGUUAACUUCUUGAAUUUUGAAUGCCUUAAAAAAUGGCACAUUUUUUCAAAGAAUGUUUUUGCCCACAGUAUGUACCGUAAAUAAACCAAAUUUUCUACUUGUGACAAAGUAUGUUUUGCUGUUUUUGUUGAAAUUCUGUAAUACUCCUUAUUCGUAUGCUGAAUAAAAAAUAUGAUCGUU
Seriola aureovittata is the source of this 2622-nucleotide messenger RNA. It is a transcript of the gene scdb, whose product is annotated as stearoyl-CoA desaturase b. Gene Ontology annotation, biological process: response to fatty acid; unsaturated fatty acid biosynthetic process. Lineage: Eukaryota; Metazoa; Chordata; Actinopteri; Carangiformes; Carangidae. Gene Ontology annotation, molecular function: stearoyl-CoA 9-desaturase activity; iron ion binding; palmitoyl-CoA 9-desaturase activity. The transcript has 6 exons. Bases 223 to 1227 code for a protein of 334 amino acids. The record is from RefSeq and is a predicted model, not a curated record. Gene Ontology annotation, cellular component: endoplasmic reticulum membrane.